Messenger RNA from Medicago truncatula (barrel medic), 1357 nucleotides. Its product is annotated as methyl-CpG-binding domain-containing protein 7. The coding region runs from base 130 to 996 and encodes 288 amino acids. The record is from RefSeq and is a predicted model, not a curated record. Gene Ontology annotation, molecular function: DNA binding. NCBI's taxonomy places the organism in Eukaryota, Viridiplantae, Streptophyta, Magnoliopsida, Fabales, Fabaceae. The transcript has 7 exons.
UUUUCUUAACAAUAAAUAUGACACUUGUUAAUUCGCUGACUGUGGAGCGAUCAGUGAGUCCCAAGCAAGAACAUCAUCAUCAUUAUCAUCAUGAUCUGAUCUGAUCAUGUCCUUAAACGAGAGCACCGAAUGAAUAGAAGCAUGGAUGUUGAAAUGGAACAUCUCAAUUUGAAUCGCAAUGUGAUGAAUUUAAGGGAAAAAGAAUUGCAGAUUGUGGUCCAGUCACCGUCCAAGGUUGAGGUUCCCGAUGGUUGGCUGGUUGAACAACGACCCCGUCCCUCUAACCCCAACCACAUUGACAGGGUAAGGUAUUACAUAGAGCCACACACCGGACAAAAGUUCCGAUCUUUGGUAUCGGUUCAGCGAUAUCUAAAUGGAGGAGAAACAGGAGACUAUCUUCCUACUCAAAGAAUCAUAUCAGAAAACAAUAAUAAUCUUCCCGAUGGUUGGUUGGUUGAGCAUCGGCCCCGUUUGUCUAACUCCGACCGCGUCGACCGGUAUUACAUAGAGCCACGCACUGGACAGAAGUUCCGUUCUUUGACAUCUGUUCAGAGAUAUCUUAUGGCAGAAGCAAGAGACUAUCUUCCUACUGAAAGAAUGAUAUCAGAAAACGCUACGUGCAUCAAGUCUAGGACUGCACAAAAGCUUCGACCUGCAAAAGAUUUUGAGGGACGUUUAAGUUUUUCUGCAGAAAAUGCAUGUAGAGCUACGCCCAAGUUAGUUUUCAAAUGUGGCUCUGGAAAGAAAAGUGCUCCUAGUAUAAGUUACAAAGAAAAUGAUUCUCAGAAGAAAAUCAAAAUAGGGGAAGACGAUAGAGGUUCCAUCCAUAACUUAGCAAGACCACCAACAAAAGUGAGCUGGGUUUUGUCUGAUCCUAGAGGCUUCUGGAACCCUUUCCUCGAUGAUUCUGUUGUACCGGCAUCUGAAAAGAGGAAAUGGUCCGAAGCAUUUUCAAUAUCCAUCAAUGAAGGAGCUACUAGUGGAGUUAAUAAUUGAGGAUUCAACAUGGAGAAGACAUGACAUAUUGGUGACUAUGUUGUGGUACUAUGUAGCUUAUGUUGUAGCAUAUAUGUAGAGAUCAUUCUAUUUCACUGGUUACAGUAGUAUGUGUUGUGUCAAACUGGUUCUAGGAACAAUACUUUAUUAUUGGGUUGCACAACCUUCAAAAAACUUAGAGGGGAUAGACAAACUGGUGAAGGAUUGAAAUUUCAACUCAUUGUCAAAUUUCAGUCUUAAGACUAGGCCAGUGCUGAUUUAGCUUUGUUAGAAAAACUUUUGUACAGAGAUAAAUAACUAUCUUGUAUUGUCUUUUAUUGUGUGGUUGGUGUUAAUAUGACCAUGUUUCAUGCCGUUAUCA